GACAGGAAAAAGGACCACCGGCGUAUGAAAUUCUCUCUUGGACUCUACGGGCUGUAAGCAGGCCACAAUGGGGUCUCGGAAGUGCGGGGGCUGCCUGAGCUGCCUGCUAAUUCCACUUGCACUUUGGAGCAUCAUUGUGAACAUAUUACUGUAUUUCCCCAACGGGCAGGUCUCCUACGCAGCCAACAAUAAGCUCACCAACUACGUGUGGUAUUUUGAAGGAAUCUGUUUCUCGGGUGUCAUGAUGCUGAUGGUAGCYGUGGUUCUUCUUGUCCUGGACAAUGAGAGCCGCUAUAAGUGUUGCCAGAGUGAAAAUUGCACCAAAAAAUACAUGACCAUGUUGUCGAUUAUCUUUUCUGCUCUGGGAAUUGCUUUCUCUGGAUACAGCAUGGUCAUAUCUGCUCUGGGUCUCCUCCAGGGCCCAUACUGCCGCACCCUCCAUGGCUGGGAAUAUGCCUUUGAAGACACCGCAGGACGUUUUCUGACAGAUUCCAGCAUGUGGAGCCAAUGUCUGGAGCCCACGCAUGUGGUGGAGUGGAACRUGAUUUUGUUUUCCAUCCUCAUAGCCCUGAGUGGGCUUCAGGUGAUCAUCUGCCUCGUCAGAAUCUCCAUUCAGCUUUCCAAGACCCUGUGCGGCACCUACUCCGUCAUCAUCCAGCCUGGAAUCAUCUGAAUAUGGACAAGAGUGUUUUUAUUGUCAAGAUACAGCUGUCAACCCAAGCCUCAGGCCCACUGGGUGACACUGGAUGAGGGCAUUUCCUGCAUUUGGUGUUCAUCAUGCCCAUUUGUGAAAUUUACAGUCCUCACUGGAAGUGCCAAUCGGGCCACCUUUUAAUUGAGAAUUUUUUUCAAACUAAUGUGUCAGGAACUUUACAAGUAUGUGUAGUUAUACCCUUCAAUCAAAUAAGUCCAUUUCCAAGAAUCUGUACUAUGAAAACAAGUAAGAAUAUAAGAGAAAAUUCUAUGCAAAUGUGUAUUGCAACAUGGUCUAAUAUUCUGGAAAAUAGGAAAUCCCCCAAAAAUCUAACUUUGGGGGAAAAAUUAAAGCAUGGUACAUUAAAUGUAAAAUUAUAUGAUAAUUAUGAAUGAUGUUUUAGAGGUUAGGAAUAAUGCUACAUAAAAAAGCAGGUUACAAAUUUCUGUUUACAGCACUAGCAUAACUAUUUAAAACAAACCACCAAAUAAUCAAAGUUUAGGAUAAAAAUGAAAUCUAGUAAGAAAC
Molecule: messenger RNA, 1222 nt
Organism: Urocitellus parryii (Arctic ground squirrel)
Lineage: Eukaryota; Metazoa; Chordata; Mammalia; Rodentia; Sciuridae
Gene: Tm4sf18
Product: transmembrane 4 L six family member 18
Cellular component (GO): membrane
Source: RefSeq, a predicted model, not a curated record